This is a messenger RNA of Eleginops maclovinus (Patagonian blennie), 393 nucleotides long. RefSeq names its product galactose-specific lectin nattectin-like. Gene Ontology annotation, molecular function: signaling receptor activity. The record is from RefSeq and is a predicted model, not a curated record. NCBI's taxonomy places the organism in Eukaryota, Metazoa, Chordata, Actinopteri, Perciformes, Eleginopidae. The transcript is spliced from 4 exons. Bases 1 to 393 code for a protein of 130 amino acids.
AUGGCGUCAGCUUUCUACUGCAUUGUGCUCAUCUGUUUGACCAGUGGACUUUGGAUGGAGGCAGAGAAAUCUUGCAAUGACCUGGGAGGUAAUCUGGCUUCUAUCCAAACUCAAGUUGAAUACGUAUUCAUCAGAAAGUUGGUGAAAACGGCAACAGGCACAGAUAAAUUAACUUGGGUUGGAGGCUAUGAUGCUGUCAAGGAGGGUGUGUGGCUGUGGAGCGAUGGCACUAAGUUUAGCUACACCGGCUGGACAAAGGGGGAGCCAAAUAAUGCCGGUGGAAAGGAAAAUUGCAUGGACAUAAAUUUUAGAGAAACUGACUACGUCAACGACAGUCUGUGUUCUGAGAAGAGAUCGUUUGUUUGUUCUGCCGGCUCAUUGUCCCCGGCAUGA